GGCUCUGAUAGAGUGACAUCCACGGAGAGUGGAAGAGAGAGAGAGAGAGAGAGCGCAGCGGAGCGGACGGGUGGAUGACUACAGACAGUCAGAAUGCGUGAAUACAAACUGGUUGUUUUAGGAUCAGGAGGAGUCGGCAAGUCAGCUCUGACUGUCCAGUUCGUUCAGGGAAUCUUUGUGGAGAAAUACGACCCAACGAUAGAGGAUUCCUACAGGAAGCAAGUGGAGGUCGAUGGACAGCAGUGCAUGUUGGAGAUCCUGGACACAGCAGGAACAGAGCAGUUCACAGCGAUGAGAGACCUGUACAUGAAGAACGGUCAGGGCUUCGCUCUGGUUUACUCCAUCACGGCUCAGUCGACCUUCAACGACCUUCAGGACCUCAGAGAGCAGAUCCUCAGAGUGAAAGACACCGAGGACGUUCCCAUGAUCCUGGUUGGAAAUAAGUGCGACCUGGAGGUGGAGCGUGUGGUGGCCAAAGAGUCCGGCAUCGGUCUCGCCCGCCAGUGGAACUCCUGCGCCUUCCUGGAGACCUCGGCCAAGAGCAAGAUCAACGUCAACGAGAUCUUCUACGACCUUGUGCGACAGAUCAACAGGAAGAGUCCAGUUCCAGGGAAAACUCGCAAAAAGUCCACCUGUCAGCUUCUCUAAUGACAGUUUUCUGCUCACCUGACCAACAACCAACCAACCAACAAACCAACCAAUCACAGGACAUCUUCCAGCUGGCCACGCCCCCUUUAACACAGCCAUGUCAUCAUCAACAUCAGCCACCUCUGACCUCUUGUUUCCAUGACGACCACAUCUCCCAUCCCCUCACCACACUGUCUAAUGGAGACUGUUGCCUUGGAAACAUUAAAACCAAACAUCAAAAGACUGCGGCGGUGGCGGCGACAGCAAUGAUGAUGAUGAUGAUGACAAUGAAGAUGUUGUUGCAGGAAAUAAGGGUCGGGGAGGCGGGAGGGCUGUCCAAACCAACUGCCCAAAUUUAAACCACGGUUCCCAUCAUGCUCUCUGCUAGGCCAUUUUGCGCUGGGGAGUGGCUUUUUGCUUUUUAAUUUUAAAUGUUCCUUUCCUUUCUUUUCCUUUCCUUAUUUUCCAGUAGUACCGAGCCAUUCACAUGCAGCUCGACCACCUCACUGUCAGCCAUGUUGGUGCCAUGGUUACCGUGGUGAUGUCGUCUCUAACAUGGCUGACUCUGUAUGUGUGGCUCUGGUCGAACCUGUGGAUCCAUUCAGUGAUUAUUAUUAUUAUUACAGUGGUUAUGAUUAUGAUUCUGUGUGAAAAGAUAUAAAAGUCAAUGUUUUUGUUUUUGA
This is a messenger RNA of Seriola dumerili (greater amberjack), 1310 nucleotides long. RefSeq names its product RAP1B, member of RAS oncogene family (gene rap1b). Gene Ontology annotation, cellular component: plasma membrane. Gene Ontology annotation, biological process: negative regulation of synaptic vesicle exocytosis; Rap protein signal transduction; cellular response to cAMP. Bases 94 to 648 code for a protein of 184 amino acids. The record is from RefSeq and is a predicted model, not a curated record. The transcript has 8 exons. Lineage: Eukaryota; Metazoa; Chordata; Actinopteri; Carangiformes; Carangidae. Gene Ontology annotation, molecular function: GTP binding; GTPase activity; GDP binding.